This is a messenger RNA of Pseudovirgaria hyperparasitica, 576 nucleotides long. RefSeq lists its product as uncharacterized. The coding region runs from base 1 to 576 and encodes 191 amino acids. Lineage: Eukaryota; Fungi; Ascomycota; Dothideomycetes; Acrospermales; Acrospermaceae. The transcript has 5 exons. The record is from RefSeq and is a predicted model, not a curated record.
AUGUACAUUGGUGGUAUUUAUGGGCGCAUGGAUGCACCCUCCUCCUUCUCCUCCUCAUCCCCUUCAUUAUUCUCACCACAAAACCAACCCCAUCCCAACGCCUACCAUCCCAAGCACGAAACUCCCCAGCCCCCAAGCAGAGUCAGCACCUCUCCCAACCCCACCAACCUGAACUCCACUCCCAGCUUUGAUAUCGUCACUCCCCCCGGUCGCCUGCGCCGGGUGCAUUGUUCCCAUACCAACCGCUCCAGACCCCGAGCGGCGGUGGCAAGGGUGGGAAGUAGUAGUGUUGUGAGUUUCGAUAGACGCAUGAUUUCGUAUGUGGGUUGUCUCUUUCUAAUUGAAGAAGAGCGAAACACUCUGGAGGUAUGCGUGCCCGUGUGCGAUAUCGAGUAUCUACACACGGCCGAGUCGGCUAAAGUUGACUCGAUGGAAACGCCGCGUGUGUGCGCGAGGAACAACGGCGAUAAGUUGAAUGCUGGCUCUAGGGUUCUUCCGAAAGGGUAUGACGCAAGCGGCGAUCGGAGUGAUUUCGAUCGAGGACUGGGGUGCUGGAAAGAGCGAUGGUGUGGUUGA